Megalopta genalis is the source of this 363-nucleotide messenger RNA. The record is from RefSeq and is a predicted model, not a curated record. NCBI's taxonomy places the organism in Eukaryota, Metazoa, Arthropoda, Insecta, Hymenoptera, Halictidae.
AUGACAACAAGGACAACGACAAGUACAACGACGACAAAGACGAUGACAAUGACAACAAGAACAACGACAAAACAACGACAACGACACAAUCACGACGACAACAAGGACAAUGACAACGACAACGUUAAUCAGAAUGAUGACCAUGACAACGACAACAUCAACAAGGACAACGACAAGUACAACGACGACAAAGACGAUGACAAUGACAACAAGAACAACGACAAGUACAACGACAACAAAGACAAUGUCAAUGACAACAAGAACAACGACAAGUACGACAACAAGAACAAUGAGAACAACAACGACAACAACAAGGACAACAACAACGACACGAAGCCAGAAGAGGAGAGAUUCGCGCAAUAG